CAAAACCCUCUCACUCCCUCUCUCUUUCUUCUUUCUCACACCUGCUCCAGUCCAUCCCUGAAUUUGGAAAUUCUUUUGGGGCUUCGAUCUACGGUACCAUGUUUUUGCUGGAUUGGUUCUAUGGAGUUCUGGCGUCGCUCGGAUUGUGGCAGAAGGAAGCUAAGAUCUUGUUUUUAGGCCUCGAUAAUGCCGGCAAAACCACUUUGCUUCAUAUGCUCAAAGACGAGAGAUUAGUCCAACAUCAACCGACACAGUAUCCAACAUCCGAGGAAUUGAGUAUUGGGAAAAUCAAGUUCAAGGCUUUUGAUUUGGGUGGCCAUCAGAUUGCCCGUAGAGUUUGGAAAGAUUAUUAUGCCAAGGUGGAUGCGGUUGUUUAUCUGGUGGAUUCUUGUGAUAAGGAGAGAUUCGCAGAGACAAAAAAAGAGCUGGAUGCUCUCCUCUCCGACGAGGCAUUGAUGGAUGUUCCAUUCCUUGUUUUGGGAAACAAGAUCGAUAUCCCAUAUGCUGCUUCGGAAGACGAGCUGCGUUGUAACCUGGGUCUGACCAACUUCACCACAGGCAAGGGUAAGGUAAACUUGGCAGAUUCAAAUGUCCGCCCCCUUGAGGUGUUCAUGUGCAGCAUUGUGAGGAAAAUGGGCUACGGAGAUGGUUUCAAGUGGCUUUCUCAGUACAUUAAGUAGAGGGCUCUGGGACAGUACAAGCAAAGCUUUGGUUUAUGGUGCCCAAUUGUUAUUUUCAUAUUAAACCCAGCUGUUGUUAUUGGGGAUGGUUCAAUUUGUUAUUUUGAUGAAAUGGCAAAAACACCCCCAUCCCAUGCCUUUGGUGAACAAUCAAGUUCUCUCAAAUUACCUAAAAACUUUCUUAUUCUUUCUCA
This is a messenger RNA of Morus notabilis, 874 nucleotides long. Its product is annotated as GTP-binding protein SAR1A. Gene Ontology annotation, cellular component: endoplasmic reticulum exit site; COPII vesicle coat. The transcript has 3 exons. NCBI's taxonomy places the organism in Eukaryota, Viridiplantae, Streptophyta, Magnoliopsida, Rosales, Moraceae. Gene Ontology annotation, biological process: vesicle organization; endoplasmic reticulum to Golgi vesicle-mediated transport; membrane organization. Gene Ontology annotation, molecular function: GTP binding; GTPase activity. The record is from RefSeq and is a predicted model, not a curated record. Bases 99 to 680 code for a protein of 193 amino acids.